ACAUCUGAAAUCGCCAGGUCGUUCGCAAAUAUAUUAUUUCAAAGUUAGCCCCAUAUCUGUACAUACUGUACUUGACACAGAUGAAUGUACUGUCUUCUGAAAAAAUUCUUCUGAUGAAUCUGUUUAACUGAAAAUAAUUCUAUUCAAUAAUGAUUUCUGUUUUUCCAUGCAUUCGAUGGCUGUGAGCAUUAUGACAGCAUCAGUAUCAUCGGUGCACGCUGCAUAAUGCUGGCUUUACAAUGUUGCUAUUACAACUCAUGUCCUGGGUUCGAUUUUAGGUCUGCUUCUUCAACGCGUUGACAAAUUAUUGGCUUGCAAGACGGUCGAUAUUUCCGGGACAUUGAAAAAUAUUCCGGGACGCAUGGACGAAUUAACAUUCGACCGGCGGAUCCUCAUCGCCAACCUGCGCGCAGACGUCGAGACGCUGGAUAAAAUCCUGCGGCGUCUACUGACAUCUCAAGCGCCUUCACUCUCCCUUCCGGUUAGUAAAUUCCGGUCUUGGAAAUAUCCCGGCAGUGCCGCCUUGGACGUCGAUGUCACGACCCUGCUACAGUGCUUCGGUCACCCCCGCCCAACUUGCACCGCCGCCGAGCUGGAAAGGUCACACACCGUCUUACUGGAACUGGCGGUAGACCGGGUCGCCAUGAUCAUGGCGAUGGCCAUCGCUGUAUUCCGCCGCUGCUCUGGAACUCCCGACCAAAAGAACGCGGUUCGAACGGCCUCACUCGCUUCGUUAGGGAAACACUACGUCACCUCGUUCCGUGAAAUGCUGGCAGCGUGGGGCGUGGGAAGGGCACCGGUAGAGAAAAUAGCGGCCGAUAGUCAGACUGAGUUUUCCUAUGAUCCCCAUGAAAACUGCGAGAACUGUCGAAAAUUAACAGAAGUGAAGGGUUCGGUUCACCGAUUGGUCGCAGAGAAUUUCGGCAGAGAAAUGGCGGAUUUGUUAGGUGACCUUCCAUCCGGGAUGUUUACGGAGAAGCUGCAUCAUCUUAUCGCGCAGCAGCUGGAAAAGCGUGCUUCUGCGGAAAGGGUCAACGAAGACCUAAAUAGCCAUUUGACGGAAUUGCACUGCUUAGUAAAUGUGGAAGAAAUAAAAAAGGAAGAACUGCAGCGCCAGUUAGGAGAUCUACGACAACGCAAAGAACAGAAUAAUGCGGAGAUUCACCGAAUACAAGCGGAGAUUUCCGGGUGGCGUGAGGAACAGGAAAAGCUGGUUGGUGAGCAAAAGUUCGAACAACAGCAAGCGGAAUCGCUGAGCGAAGAAAUUCAGAAUGUCGUUGCCCAAUCCGAAAAAGUGCAGGUACACGAACAAACUCUAGUUCAGAAAAUUUCAGCACAGGAAGAACUGCGAGCAACCGAGCAGCGCCGAUGGAGGGCCGUAAUCGACGAACAGAAGAAGCUGGUGGAAAUCAAACAGAAUGAAGUAGCCACUAUUAGAAAAGAAUUUGAUCCACAGUGGAAAGAAAAGCUUCAGCAAGCACAAGAGGAUUUUAAUGAGAUAACGCAACUGGUUGAAAAUGCGAAAUCAAUGUACUACCGGAAUAUUCAACGCAUCAAAACGCUUAAAGAAGAACUGGCUGCAACAAACAGCUGAAACCGUUUCCAUGGAAAUUCCUGGCUUUUAGACCAGCGAAGAGCCUAACAAAAUCCUCACAACGGACCAAACCAGUGAGCAUCCACAGCGAGAAAUGACGGAGUCCGAACAAACGAGACCAGAACAACCGCCAUCAUUGAAAUCCAUUCUCAAAGCGCCAACCACCCGCA
Paramacrobiotus metropolitanus is the source of this 1764-nucleotide messenger RNA. RefSeq names its product golgin subfamily A member 6-like protein 25. The transcript has 4 exons. NCBI's taxonomy places the organism in Eukaryota, Metazoa, Tardigrada, Eutardigrada, Parachela, Macrobiotidae. Bases 362 to 1594 code for a protein of 410 amino acids. The record is from RefSeq and is a predicted model, not a curated record.